CUGGGUCGUACGGAUCGUCGGCCUGCGCUCAUGCGGGCGUCUUCCCCGGCUCGACAAGCCCGCCUAUAGGUUCAAGCAGGCGCUCGACCUGGGCGCCCUGAAGGGGUACGCCCGCGAGGGCCGACCCUCCGCCGUCCGCCCGGCCCUGCAGGACGGUGCCGCGGCGGGUGACCCGCCGAUCGAGGUCGCGGACGUGGUGAUGCCCAAUCGCGAGGCUGCCGGCUCCGACGCGGGCGCGGCCCCUGCGCUGGCGGCCGUCGGCGACGACGCCAGCCCAGCGUAUCCCCAGGCGGGGCCGCUGGACAUGCCGCGUGGCCACGCGUGGGUGCUCAUGGAGGGCGGCCGCGCUGACGACCUCGGCGACGAGCUGGUGCUGGGACCAGGCGGCCUCAGGCUGUCGGACUACGACGCGAUGAUCCUCCGUCGGGGGCAGUGCCGCCGGCCCGAGCUCAGCCCCCCCAUGGAGGGGGGCGAGUUCGUGCGAGCCCGCCGAGAGGAGCUGGCGGGUCAGCUGAG
Molecule: messenger RNA, 516 nt
Organism: Prorocentrum cordatum
Lineage: Eukaryota; Dinophyceae; Prorocentrales; Prorocentraceae
Source: the annotation of a GenBank genome assembly